AUGAAAUUUGGCUUACCAGACAAUUUUGAAGUGGCCGUAGAUGUGUCACUUAAACCGGCAAAUCAAAUUACAUUAUCAUUAAUUAAACCUUCACGACCCAAGAAUACUUUCAACGAUAUUUUCAGAAAAACUUACAAUGAUAUAGAUGAAAACACCUUAGAGUUCAUAAAUUCCAAGAGAAAUGAGAUCAAUAAUAGACUUGACACGUUGCACUCAAAAAUGAGAUCUCGCGAAGCUCAAGCAGAUGCAAACAUAACACAUUUAAUUCAGGAUUUUGAUAGUCAACUAAGAAUUCAAAAUAGCCAAGUGGAGGAAUUGAUCAGAAGAGAAAAAGAACGAAUACGUCUAGAGCUAGAGAGAAAGAGAAGAGAGGAGGAAGAAAGACGACGCCGUGAAGAAGAGGAACGCAGACGCCGUGAGGAAGAAGAACGGAGACGUAAGGAAGAGGAGGAAAGGAAACGGAAAGAAGAAGAAGAAAGGAAACGGAGGUUAGAGGAGGAGGAGGAGAAGGAGCGUAAACGUAAAGAGGAAGAAGAAGUUAGAAAGAGGAGAGAGGCAGAAUUGAAAAUUCAAAGAGAAAAAGAAUUGUUAGAGCAGAAGAAGAAAGAAAAGGAGCUGCGCUUUACUACAAACUAUAAUCAAAUUGAGAAAACCUUUUACAAGUACAAACAAGAUAUACAAGAUAUAAAGAACAACGUGAAAUUGAAAUUAAAUGAAAACGCCGACUUGAAGAAACAAGUUAACCAGUACAAAAGAAAAAUCAAUCCUAAAUUUGGUCAAUUAUCCAGCUCAUUAUCUCAAUUUAAUAGAAUAAGUACAGAAGUAAUAGCCUUGAUCAAAGCAGUCGAGUCCAAUGCCUUGGCAUUUAAAUGGGUAUUAAAUUUCACUGCAAAAGCAAUAAUAGAUCAAGCAGAAACCGAAGUUAUCGUUCGACCAAAUUCAGCUGUUCCAUUAGCUAAACUAGCAUACGCACUAUUACAGACAUUUCCAGAAUUUGAAUAUUAUUUGAACGCAAGAUUUAUAAAAAAGUGUCCAUAUAUCAUAGGGUAUAAUUGUUCCAUUGACUCAGAAGAGGGUAGAGAGAGGAUGGGCUGGAAACGUCCUGAUGGCAGCAAAUGGGAAGAAGAAACGAAAUAUGAUGAAAGAAUGGGUGGCAUUGUCAGCGUUUGGGCCGCCAUGACUACCAUUACUAACCAUGGAUCACAGAAACUUUUGUAUUCGUUUGAGUCGGCAUGGCAAUUUUUGGCUAGAACGGCCAAUUUACCAGUAAACAUGCUAAUCAAUACCCAUUUCACAAUUUUGGGAAAUUGGUGGGAGGCGGCCGGUGCAAGUUUCUUACCUGUUUACGGUAAGCAAAGCCAGAAACUAAUGUACGUUGUUGCUGUCCAACUAACAAACGCCGUGGCUUCGAAGAAGUUCCCAUCUGGUGCCAGAUUAUCAAUUAUGGGCGAAGAAUGGGUCACGAAAGGAAGAAUCCAAUCACUAAAGGCAAUGGAAUAUUAA
This is a messenger RNA of Candida dubliniensis CD36, 1503 nucleotides long. RefSeq names its product nucleoporin (gene GLE1). Gene Ontology annotation, cellular component: nuclear pore; nuclear pore cytoplasmic filaments; cytoplasm. Gene Ontology annotation, molecular function: translation initiation factor binding; phospholipid binding; inositol hexakisphosphate binding. NCBI's taxonomy places the organism in Eukaryota, Fungi, Ascomycota, Pichiomycetes, Serinales, Debaryomycetaceae. The record is from RefSeq and is a predicted model, not a curated record. Bases 1 to 1503 code for a protein of 500 amino acids. Gene Ontology annotation, biological process: poly(A)+ mRNA export from nucleus; regulation of translational initiation; regulation of translational termination. The transcript has a single exon.